AUGGUGCUUGGACUCUUACCUCCAAAGGCAUUUUGGUCAUUAAUACUCCUUGCCUCCCAUCUUCCAUGCAUGAACUGCAUAGGAAUCGGGUUCCCUGCGUUAGGAAACGAGACAGAUAGACUCGCCUUGAUCGCAUUCAAGGAACGGAUAUCCAACGAUCCUUUCCGAGUCUUCAACACAUGGAACGAUUCCUUCCAUUUCUGCGAUUGGAAAGGAGUCACAUGCGGUGGUCGUCGGCAUCCUCAAAGGGUCACCGCCUUGAAUCUUGUGUCCAGUAAAUUGGUAGGGCCCAUAUCACCUCACAUGGCAAACCUCACCUUCCUCAGAAGUAUAAACCUCUCGAGCAACAGCUUCCAUGGAGAAAUCCCACGGGAAAUAGGCCGGCUCUUCCGGCUCCGUUAUCUUGAUCUGAGCAGUAAUGUGCUGCAAGGAAGAAUCCCCGAUGACCUGUUCCACUGCUCAGAAAUCAGAUUCAUCAUUUUAAAUCGAAACAAGCUCUCAGGGAGAAUUCCCGUCCACCUUAGCUCUCUGUCAAAGCUUAAGUUACUGAAGCUUGGUCAUAACAAUCUCAUCGGCAACAUCCCACCACCAUUCGGGAACCUCUCAUCUCUUGUUUCUCUCUAUCUCCAUUACAACAAUUUGGAUGGAAGCAUUCCAGAUGAUUUAGGACGGCUACUGAAGCUACAAUUUCUUCGGGUCUCUUUCAAUAAUCUGUCCGGUAUGAUCCCACCAUCGCUUUACAACCUCUCAUCCAUCAUUUAUUUCUCCGUGUCUGCUAACCACCUUCACGGAAACAUUCCACCCAAUAUAGGUGACACCCUUCAUAAUCUUGGAGGUCUUUUCCUGGGAAAUAACACAUUUACAGGUCCAAUACCGGUUUCACUACCCAAUGCUUCAGGAAUUACUUGUGUUGAUUUUGCUUUAAAUGAUUUUAGUGGACCCGUGCCUGUGAACUUGGGAAGUCUACAGCAUCUCCGUAUCCUAAAUUUAGCUGCUAAUGAGCUUGGAGGUGGAGAAGGAGAUAAGGACUUGAGUUUCCUCACUUCUUUGAAUAAUUGUAGCCUUUUGGAAGCAUUACUUGUAACUGAUAAUCAGCUGAGAGGAACACUGCCAGCCACCAUCGGCAAUCUUUCUACCCACCUAACAAUGUUAGGGUUAGGAGGAAGCCCCAUAUCUGGAAGCAUCCCAACAUAUAUAAGCAAUCUCUUGAGCUUAAAUAGUCUAGAGAUACAUGAGAGCUCUGUCAUGGGUACCAUUCCUAUUGGUAUUGGGAAGCUUCGAAAUUUGCAGGGCUUGUAUUUGUAUGGAAAUAAACUCUCAGGACAAAUCCCAUCCUCCAUCGGCAACAUCACUGGAUUGGCUAUGCUCUCUUUAAGUGAAAAUCGUUUGCAAGGAAGUAUCCCUUCGAGUCUUGGAAACUGCAGUCUUCUUCAAAUAGUAUCCCUCGAUAGAAAUGAGCUUAACAGUACCAUACCCAAAGAAGUUCUAAGUAUUCCUUCUCUUGUUGAACUUCAUCUAGGUGAGAAUUCUUUGAUCGGAUUUUUACCGUCCGAAGUUGGUCAGUUAAAACAACUUCAACAUUUGGAUGUUGCCCGCAACAAAUUGAUAGGCGAAAUUCCGAGCAUGCUAGGCAAUUGUCCAAGCCUAGAAGUCUUUAAUUUGAGCAAUAACUUAUUUCAGGGUGUCAUUCCUCUAUCUUUGGGCAACUUACAAAGUAUUCUACUGUUAAAUCUUUCUCAUAAUAACUUGUCUGGCCAAAUUCCACAAGUUCUGGAGAAAUUUCCAUUUUUGCAGUAUAUGGAUUUGUCUUCGAAUGAUCUUGACGGCCCAGUCCCAACUCAAGGAUUUUUCAAAAAUUCAAGCGCAUUUUCGAUCCUUGGAAACAUCAAGCUUUGUGGAGGUAUCCCACAAUUACAGCUGCUAGCAUGCCCGGAGAAAGCUCCUAAGAAAAAUGGAAGGUCGACGUCUCUUAUAGUAAUAUUCUCUGUGGUCGGUGCAGUUUUAGGUUUGAUUCUUUUAUCCUUUCUCUUUGCCACUCUUUAUCGGGCGAGAAGAAAGGCCAACAAGAAGCCUUUGCCUGCAUCUUUAUUGGAGGGCCAGUUUUUAAAUGUUUCCUUUGCGGAUCUCUUUAAAGCGACUGGAGGGUUCUCUUCGGACAAUUUGAUUGGAAUGGGAAGUUAUGGUUCUGUAUACAAAGGAAUUCUAAAUGGCGAUGAAACACUUGUUGCAGUGAAAGUUUUCAAUUGUCAUCAACGUGGAGCUUCUAGAAGUUUCAUGGCUGAAUGUGAAGCAUUGAGAAAUAUCCGGCAUCGGAAUCUGGUUAAAAUCAUAACUGCUUGCUCAAGCAUUGAUUUUAAUGGUAAUGAUUUCAAAGCACUAGUAUUUGAGUACAUGCCUAAUGGGAGUCUAGAGAAGUGGUUGCAUCCAAGUGUACAUGGCGAAUAUGAAAUGCAGAGCUUGAACCUUAUUCAAAGACUAGAUAUAGCCAUUGAUGUCGCCUCUGCAUUGGAGUAUCUUCAUCACCAUUGCGGCACACCAGUCGUUCAUCGCGAUCUAAAACCAAGCAAUAUUCUACUGGAUGAUGACAUGUGCGCCCACGUGGGUGAUUUCGGAUUAGCAAGGUUCCUUUCUAAUGCUGCCAGUAAUACCUCUCAAGAUCAAACCAGCUCAACUGGGAUCAAGGGAUCUGUUGGCUAUAUUCCUCCAGAGUAUGGAAUGGGCGGAAAGGCGACUACAUGUGGAGAUGUCUACAGUUACGCUAUCCUUCUUUUAGAGAUGUUCACAGGAAAAAGUCCAACUGAUGGCAUGUUUAAAGACGGUCUAAGCCUCCACCAAUUUGUUAAGAUGGCUUUACCAGAUCGAGUGAUGGAGAUUGUAGACCCACAACUUCUCUUAGAAGAAGUUCAAGGUCUGAACAAUGGAGAACAACUUCGCAUUGCAAGAACUAAAGCACGGGAAUGUGUGGCUUCUAUGGCCAAAAUUGGCAUCGCAUGUUCUGUAGAAUCUCCAAAUGAGAGGAUGCAAAUGAGAGAUAUUACCAAAGAAAUUCAUGCAAUCAGGGACUUAUAUCUUGGGGUUGAGAUUCACUGAGAUGAGAAAAAUGGCCCAUGAUUAUUGGGCCAAGGUUUGUCUUAUCACGCAUAGUUAUUAUUAACAAGUUGUGGUUGGUUAUUGAAUGGAAGAUACAUGUGUGAGGGUUAAGUUGCUCAUCCUGCUGGCGGUUAAGCAAAGUUUGUAUGCAUCCAGUGGCUGUCCCAAUCCGAUGACGUAACAUGGUGUUGGGUUGUGUUUAGUUGGUUCUGUGUUUUGGCCUCCUCUGUUGUUUUGGUUGUGUUUGCUUCGUGUAAUGGUUGUGUAGUGGGGUGGUUAGUCGGUUUGGCACCCCUUCAGAGAUGUAAAUGGUUUUUGUUUGGACAUCAAUAAAAUUUACAAGUGCUG
Magnolia sinica is the source of this 3438-nucleotide messenger RNA. Its product is annotated as putative receptor-like protein kinase At3g47110. The coding region runs from base 1 to 3090 and encodes 1029 amino acids. The transcript has 2 exons. The record is from RefSeq and is a predicted model, not a curated record. Gene Ontology annotation, molecular function: protein binding; ATP binding; protein kinase activity. Lineage: Eukaryota; Viridiplantae; Streptophyta; Magnoliopsida; Magnoliales; Magnoliaceae. Gene Ontology annotation, biological process: protein phosphorylation.